Molecule: messenger RNA, 1725 nt
Organism: Annulohypoxylon truncatum
Lineage: Eukaryota; Fungi; Ascomycota; Sordariomycetes; Xylariales; Hypoxylaceae
Exons: 3
Coding region: 50-1588 (512 amino acids)
Molecular function (GO): FAD binding
Source: RefSeq, a predicted model, not a curated record
AACCAACUUCUGGACACAUUUUAAAGAAAAAAAGGGAAAAAAAGAAGCGAUGUUUAGCGACAUGAAGGUUGCAGCGGCUCUGAUGCCCCUUUUGCUAGGGUCAUCCAGCGCAGCAGUUUUCCCACGCCAAGCCAACACUACUGCUGCCUGCGAGCAGCUCGCUGCCGCGUUCCCCAAUCAGAUGUAUGCGCCUAAUACGGCCAAUUACACACUAAACGCUAUAGACAAUAUCUGGUCCAUGACCUGCCAACUGGCCCCAAGCUGUGUCUUCACACCGACCACCGCGGAAGAUGUAUCCAAGGCAGUAGGUAUCAUCCAUGAUACCCAGGCGGUCUUCAGCGUCGUGAGCGGCGGCCAUAUGCCAGUCCCCGGGGCCCAGACCAAUAACGGCGGCGUCGUGAUCGCCAUGGUUAGCAUGAACACACUAGAGCUCAACGAUGACCACUCUGUUGCGUCUAUCGGCCCUGGCAACCGCUGGCAAGGCGUGUAUGACUGGCUAGCAAACUACGGGCUCGCCGUCGCUGGUGGGCGUUACUCCAACGUUGGUGUCGGCGGUAUCCUACUCGCCGGCGGUAUAAGCUUCUUUGGUGACCAUGUUGGUUGGGGUGUCAACACAAUUGUCGGGUAUCAAGUCGUCUUAGGCAACGGAACAAUCAUCGAAGUGAGCAAUGGGUCGUAUUCCGACCUGUCCUGGGCCCUCAAGGGCGGUGGGAAUAACUAUGGCAUCGUUACCCGCUAUGACAUGAAGACAUACCCUACGACGAGCGCCUAUGGCGGUAUCCUCAUCUGGGAGGGUGAGGAUACGUUGGCGGAGAUGGCCGCAGCUGGGGACAACUUCUACCUUUCUCCCGAAGGAUUAGCUUCUGCCCAAACACACAUCAACCCAAGUUAUACUGUCUCCCGACAGGACAACGGCACCAUGCUGUGGCAGUCUGUUUUGGUAACACUUUCGAACGGUACUUUCGACGGGGAGCCAUCGUCGCUGGUCAAUUUUACCGCCAUUGACGCACCUUCCGUCGGCUCUGUCCAACAGUUUGACAGCUGGGUCGACAUCCCCAGUCUCGUCCAGGAGUACAACACCGCAGACGUAAACGGACACGGACAGCUGUUUGGCUGCCUAGCAUCUACCAUCACCACGAGAAUCACCCAGCUCAUGAUCGACACGAUCCUAAAGGCGGCUGUGGACGAGUUGAGCGACGUCAACGGCCUCUUCGUCGCGAUCAGCCCCGAGCCGAUUAGCACGAACUGGCUGCAGGCUGCGCAGGAUGCGGGAGAAUACGCCAUCGACCUGGACCCCUCAGAAGGACUUCUUGUUCUCCUGAUGACCGUGACGUGGGUUGACGCUGCCGACGAUCAGAAGACCUUGGACUUCGUGAACAGCUCGCUUACCAAACUCAAGCAAUCCUUGGAGGAUGCUGGCACCUAUCGCCAAUUCAUCUACAUGGGCGACGCAGCCCCAGGACAGGAACCCUACUCCACCUAUGGAAAGGGGGAUGGAGCAAACGUGGACCGCCUGAACAGCGUGCAAGCUGCGUACGACCCCUUGGGAGUUUUCAAGAAUCUGAUCACCAGCGGGUUUAAGCUAUAAUGCAGCACAGCCGCGUAAACUUGUACUCUUUUGUUCUAUGUAUUAUAUUACCUACUGUUUAACCUGCUACUUACCUAGGUACCUAGGCUGUUAUAUUAUAUAGAGCUAGAUCUUCAUAAAUCAGAUUUACAAACUCG